UCCCGGCAGGUCGUGUGCCACUGCAGCCCUGGGUACACAGGUCCCCGCUGUGAUGAGUGUGCCCCCGGGUACUAUGGAGACCCACUGCAGCCUGGUGGGCGCUGCCUGCCCUGCCAGUGCCACGACAACAUAGACCUGACGGACGUGGAGGCAUGUGACCGGCGCACGGGGCAGUGCCUGCGCUGCCUGUACAACACCGCAGGGCCCCACUGUGCCGAGUGCCAGCCUGGCUACUAUGGAGAUGCCACACGGCACAGCUGCAGGCGUUGCUCCUGCAACCCCCUGGGCACUGAUGCCAGCACCUGCGGGCCCCAGCAGUGCCACUGCGACAGGCACACUGGGCAGUGCCACUGCCUGCCCCACGUGGAGGGCCAGAGUUGUGACCGCUGCAGCCCCAACUUCUGGAACCUGGCCAGUGGGCAGGGCUGCCAACCCUGUGCCUGCCACCCCCAGCACUCUCUGUCACCUGCCUGUAACCAGUUCACAGGGCAGUGCUCAUGCCGGCCGGGUUUUGGGGGCCGGACUUGUACCGACUGCCAGGAGCACCACUGGGGUGACCCACGACAGCAGUGCCGAGCCUGCGACUGCGCCCCCCGUGGCAUAGCCAGUGCCCAGUGCCACCGCAGCAGUGGCCACUGCGACUGCCGGCCUGGCAUCUCUGGAGUCCGCUGUGACCAGUGCGCCCGAGGCUUUUCUGGUACCUUUCCUGCCUGCCAGCCCUGCCAUCCCUGCUUUGGGGACUGGGACCGCGUGGUGCAGGACCUGGUUGCCCGCACCCGGGCGCUGGCGCAGCGGGUCAGCGUCCUGCAGCACACCGGGGCCACCGGCGCCUUUGAAGGCACCUUCCGUCGACUGGAGGAGAACCUGGCCACUGUGCGUGAUGUGGUGGCUGCCCGCAAUGCCACCGCUGCUAAUGCUGCUCACUUGGCCACUGAGCAGUUGAAACCUGCCGGCAGGACGGCCACUCAGGACGCCAACUUCAAUGCCAGCCAUGUGCUGAAUGCCGUGGACCGAGGUGCCCGUGCCCUCAACCACAGUCUGCAGAAACUGGAACAGCAGCUGCAUGCCCUCAAGACCUCUAAUUUCCUUGGUGCCUAUGACAGCAUUCGCCAGUCCUAUGGGGAGUCACGGGAGGCUGAGCACCAGGCAGACGCCGCCACCCGCGUUGUGCCUAGCCCUGUCAGCACCUCGGCAGCCACCCGUCACCACACUGAGCAGCUCCUGGCCAGCCAGCGGGAUGAAUUCAAUCGCCACAACGCAGCCAGUCGACGGGCACUGAUGGACCUGGCAGCGAGGGCACAGGCACUGAGCCUGCACCCACUCAAUGAGAAGGUCUGCGGUGUGGUGGGCGAUGUGCCCUGCGCUGAGAGCCCUUGUGGGGGUGCUGGAUGCCGGGAUGAGGAUGGGGGACGACGCUGUGGGGGUCUGAGCUGCGGUGGAGCCGUGUCCAAGGCUGACAGUGCGCUGGAUCGGGCACGCCAUGCCCAGGAGGAACUGCGGCAGGCUGCCAGAGACAUGGUCCAGCUGUCCCACAAGGUGGCUGAGGCCAAGGGGAAGGCGGAUGAGGCCCGAAUACGAGCGCAGGCAGCCCUGGACAAGGCGAACCAGACCAGGGCCCGUGUGGAGAGCUCCAACAAGGAGCUGCGAGAGCUAAUCAGCCAAGUCAAGGCCUUCCUGAGCCGUGAGNGGGCUGACCCGGAGAGCAUCGCGGUGGUAGCCAGCCGGGUGCUGGAGCUGUCCCUCCCCGCUGCCCCGGCGCAGAUCCACCGCCUGGCUGAGGAGAUCAAGAUGCGGGUGCGCAGCCUGGCCAGCGUGGAUGCCAUCCUGGAGCAGACGGCCGGCGACGUGCGCCAGGCUGGGCAGCUGCUGCAGGAUGCCCAGCGGGCCAGGUGA
Molecule: messenger RNA, 1893 nt
Organism: Acanthisitta chloris (rifleman)
Lineage: Eukaryota; Metazoa; Chordata; Aves; Passeriformes; Acanthisittidae
Product: laminin subunit beta-2-like
Exons: 10
Biological process (GO): axon guidance
Cellular component (GO): basement membrane
Source: RefSeq, a predicted model, not a curated record